Molecule: messenger RNA, 457 nt
Organism: Phanerochaete carnosa HHB-10118-sp
Lineage: Eukaryota; Fungi; Basidiomycota; Agaricomycetes; Polyporales; Phanerochaetaceae
Exons: 5
Coding region: 72-335 (87 amino acids)
Source: RefSeq, a predicted model, not a curated record
CCGAGCGGCUGCAUUCGGAACCCCCGUGCGAGAGGCCAGCAUCAUCCACACUUUUCCAACACUCAAUACUCAUGGCUGGCGGUCCUUCUAAUUCUAAGCUCGGUAGGGGUUUCCUGAGGAACUGGUUUGCCGUCGAGGCAACGCCUCUCUACGCCAUCGUCGGCAUAGUCGUUGUUGGCGGUACCUGGUAUCUCUCGCGCCUCGCCCGCGGAUCCAGUGUCGUCUGGACCAAGGAGAAUCCCACCCCUUGGAACGACAUUAAGCCCAAUGAAAGCACCAAGAUUUUGAAUGUUAACCACCAGCUCGACAAAUCAUGGGAACGUCGCAAGCUCUAAAGUAAACGCGAAUGCGCUUUCCGCCCUGAUUCUGUCCGUCUCCUGUAUCUCCUACAAUACACUAUGGAAACAUUUUCUCGGGGAGAGCCCGUCGCAUUCUGAACGGGUCACCUCGUGACUGU